GCCCAUAAACUCUGCCACUUCCUCUUUAUAUCUACAUGCACUUCGAAACAGAAGAAAUAGAUUGCACAUCUACUGACACUGAUGGGUAGGCUAUUAGACGACUUCGUGUUUCCAUGAAUGAGUCGUUCUCUUUAUGGAAAUGGCUGACCGCGUCGGGAAUUCCGUGAUAAAGGGAAGAGUGCAUAGGAAAUGAUUAUCCACGUUGAGUUAUAAUGACACAAGCAGAGAUUCAUUGCGCUUAGAUCUGUUGAAGUUCAUUAUAUGAAAAGGAGACGCCGCUGACAAUCAUCUACUGAUGAUUAACCUCAUGCUUUUAACAAAUGCAUCUCGAGACUGUGUCAACAAGACAAGGGCAGUCUGCAAUCUCUUUGUGGAAUUUCCAGGGAUGUGAGCUCACACCAGAGCUGGACCGGACUUUUGUGCUGUUCUCCAUGCAUCACGACUUCAAACACAUACCCACACUCUCAUAAACACAUGUCCAGUGAUACGCCUGGUAUUAUAAGCUAGGUGGACGUGUGAAUACUUGUGAUGGUGUAGCCUGAACAGACAAUAUGUCUUUACAGCACAGAUGGCAAGUUUCAUUGGGGAUCUUGCUUGCGGUGGCAGGCCUGUUACUCGCCAUGAUCACGAUGCAUUUGUACCUUGUUCUUUUUGGCAUGUUCAUGGUGUGCCUGGGCCUCUUCAUCCUCAUCCAUGCACUCUGCAUGGUCAUCAAAUCCAGCCACGUCGCUGUGCCAGUUCACUUCCUGCUACACCCUCGAACAGGCACCCGCUACACCCAUCAUCAAGCCAUUGCUGUGCAGAGGAGACUGGAUAGGAUCCGCAGGGCUAUAAAAGAGCAAAGCAGUGCAGUUCAGCCGCCUCCCCUCUCAGAACCCAUUGAGCUCAGCCUGCCAGGAACCCCUCCUCCCUGGCAAAUGGAGCCACCACCAUCCUAUGAGACUGUUAUGAAGACCACUACAGCUAUCGACCAACUAUAACCACUGCUGUGGGUACGACCAGGGGCGGAGCCAGGAGUUUUACACAGAGGUGGCUGGGAGGGUCCAGCGGGGGGGUUUAAGAUGUAGAAAGACUUAACUAAAUUGUGCCCAAGACAAAAAAUUGCAAAAGGCCCUGUCCACCUCCUAGCUCCACCACUGAUACCGAUAGAGAAAAGCCAAUGUUAAUGAAGGACUGAACCCUAAAUACAAUUUUGCUUUAGGAAAGAAGGAAUUAUUUUUUAUAUAAAUGAAGUACUGGUCUUAGAAUCUUGUUUUGUAACCUGUUUGUAACCUAUUUUGAAGGUAAUUAAGUGCCUUAAUUGACAAGAAUCUUAUACUAUGGGCUUAUUAUUCCAACUUCAGUAUUUAGUUUUAGACAUCACAAUUUGGAAAACAUUAUGAUAUGAUGCAGUAGACAGGAAUCUUUUUACAUUGUUGAGAACGCAGCAUGAAAUUUUUCAUCAAAAAUUUGUAAUUUUUUCACCCCUACAUUUUUGGAAAUGCUUAAAUUGAAAACUUAAUCAACAGUAACUACCAAUUAGUAACUACUAGUUAUGAAGUUAUGACAGUUUUUUAGCUGUAGCGCCCCUAGGGGUGGAAUUGUAUGAAACAUUGCUGACAUCUUCUAAACGUCCUGUUGAGUAUGUGCACCGAAUUUGGUUACAUUUGGAGUUUACGAUGAGUAGAUAUUGAUCAAUUACUCAAAUCGCAUUAAACCUAAAGAAUGUUAUUGUUAAUAUUUUCGAACUAUUUGACGUAUCUAAAUUCUUUUGAUAACUUUUUUUCAGGAGGGUCUGUAGAUGAGGUAUACCAAAUUGCAUGCCGAUCAGACUAAUGGUCUAGAUGGAGUUCAAAAAAGUAUGUUUUUCAAAAAAUUCAAAAUGGCUGAAAAAACUUGGGAUCAUCCUGCCAAGUUUGGUGUCUCCACAACUUAUGUUAUGUUUGAAAAUAUGUUUAAAUGAAGAAGAAAAAGAAGAAAAUCUGUACAAUAACAAUAGGGUUCCAGCAGCUUUACUUUUUGGCCCCCUAAAUAUGACACCGAAUAGUAUUUAAAGGGGUCAUGUCAUAUAUUUGUGAAACAUGAUAAUUUUCCAGCCCAUUCUGACCCAGCAGCACCAAACACCCAGUUUUGGUGCUGCUUCUCUUUUAAGACUUGACAGUAAAUGCCCACUGUAUAAUGAUCGGCUCUCUCAUUGUCAUCUCUCUGUUCACUGUACUGGGCGGGGCUACGGAAUGGAAAAUGUAAGCGUUGAUGUGUUGUUGUGGAGGCAGUCAGAUGCAAAUGUCUACCACAGUAUGACAUCACAAUGUGGAGGAAGAAGAAUAAGUUGUUUUGGCACCUUCGUUUUCAACAAAUGCUCUUUUUGCAGUGAGGAGGAUGUUUUGAGCUCUGAAACUUGCAAUAUGUUUUUACAGUUCAAUGUUUUUACAGUUAAUAUCUGUCACUUUAAGGCCAACUAUAACCACUUCUGUUCAGUAUCAGUUGUAUCACAUUGAUUUAUUAAUGCUGCAUUUUGUCAUUUAAAUAUUGUGUUGUUAAAGUGUAUUACUUGUCCGUUUUGUUAUCACCUUAUCAUGAAUACCAAUAGAUGACACUAAAACUCUUUUGUUGAUUUGCAUUGUGAACUGUUUUUGUUGUUGUUGUUGUACUUGUAUUUCUCACCUGCUAAAUCAUUAAAAUUCCAGUAUUCUGCAAAGAAA
Xyrauchen texanus (razorback sucker) is the source of this 2681-nucleotide messenger RNA. RefSeq lists its product as uncharacterized. Bases 552 to 980 code for a protein of 142 amino acids. The record is from RefSeq and is a predicted model, not a curated record. The transcript has 3 exons. Lineage: Eukaryota; Metazoa; Chordata; Actinopteri; Cypriniformes; Catostomidae.